AACAUUUAGUAUCUCCAAUCUACCGGCAUGUCCGCACUUUCGUGCUGGACCCUCGUUACAAAGAGGCCCACCAGGGGGUGCCACUACAAUCCAUCCAUCCAUCCAUUUCUCCCGUUUACAGCUGACUGAAAGUGCAUCAUAUUCUUGCAGAUUUCUAAAUUUCUGUUGGUGAGCUUUAUCUAUGCUUUUGUCCAAAACCACGAGAUACAAAGAAAUAAUCACUCCUCUCAUUCGCGCCUGUUGUCGCAUCUCGUUGAAUGUCCGCUGUACGAUGGCUACGUUUGAAACGCUGAAGUUCGAUAACUUGGCCCUGCGGGUGCUACCCAUUGACACUGAAGAAAGAAAUUACGUACGCACAGUGCGCGGAGCCUGCUUUUCCCGCGUCAACCCAAUGCCAGUGAAGUCCCCAGAAAUUGUCGCUAUCUCAGAAAGCGCGAUGCUGCUCCUCGACCUCCCAAGAAGCGAGCUGGAACGUAAGGAGGCUGUGGAAUACUUGUCCGGUAACAAGCUGCUUCCUGGAUCUGAAACAGCAUCUCACUGCUAUUGUGGCCACCAGUUUGGCUACUUUGCGGGUCAGCUUGGCGAUGGUGCGGCAAUAUACCUUGGUGAAGUUAUCAACCAUAAAGGGGAGAGAUGGGAAAUACAGCUCAAAGGUGCAGGUUUGACGCCGUACUCUCGGGAUGCUGAUGGUCGUAAAGUACUGCGAUCUACAAUUCGGGAGUUCUUGUGCAGUGAGGCUAUACACCAUUUGGGAAUCCCGACCACACGUGCAGGCUCCUGUGUGACCUCUAGCUCAACUGUAUCACGUGACAUGUUUUACGACGGACAUCCUAAGAAUGAAAAAUGCUCGAUUGUUCUACGGAUUGCUCCAACAUUCCUUAGGUUUGGAUCAUUUGAGAUCUUCAAGCCGCUGGACCCAUUCACAGGACGUGUGGGACCUAGCGUUGGUAGAAAUGACAUUUUAAUACAACUGCUUGACUAUUCUGUCGAGACGUUCUUUCCAGAUAUUCACCAAAUGUAUACAAACAACCAGCAAGAGAAGUACAAAGCAUUCUUUAAAGAAGUCCUGAAGAAAACUGCAGCAUUGGUGGCUGGGUGGCAGUGUGUGGGCUUCUGCCAUGGUGUGUUGAACACAGACAACAUGAGCAUAACUGGGCUGACGCUAGACUAUGGCCCAUUUGGAUUUCUGGACUGGUUCGACCCUGAUCACAUUUGCAACAGCUCAGAUGACGGCGGGCGCUACACAUACAUCAAGCAGCCAGAAAUUUGUCUGUGGAACUUGAGGAAAUUUGCAGAGGCUAUACAAGGUGCACUUCCUCUCUCUGAAACAUCACCCAUCUUGGACAUGUACAACAAUGAGUACGAGAAGUGCUUUCUUGGAAGAAUGAGACAGAAAUUCGGAUUACUCAAUAAAGAAUUACAAAGUGAUAAGGACCUAGUGACAUCAUUUUAUGACGCCAUGGAAAGCACUGGGGCUGACUUCACUAGGGCUUUUAGAUGUUUGAGCAGUUUGGCUGUACCAGGACAUGUGGACCAUGAAGAGAGCAAAAAGAUUGUCAAGGGAAAGUUGCUCAGUUGUUCGAGUAGCCAUUGUGACAUGCUUGAGAGAGCAAAAAGGAGCUUCAAGAGCAGGGACUUCCAGUUGUUCCUACUGCUGUCUCAGUCCAAUCCCGAGCUCUUGGAUCAGCUUGGAAAAGGAAUGAUAGCUAGAGAAAGGAUAGAGUCUCAGCUUAAGAAGGCAGAAAAGCUCAUGGAGAUCAGCGCAGAAGAUAUGGAGCGGCGUAAGGACGAAGUGUGGUCUCACUGGAUAGACAGGUAUUGUGAACGACUCCAUCAAGAAAUAGACAUUGGAGUUGACCUUCAUGUGCUUCAACUGCGACGAGUGCAAGCUAUGAACAGCAGUAAUCCAAGGUUUAUCCUCAGGAAUCAUAUUGCACAAAGGGCAAUUGAAAUGGCUGAGAAUGGGGACUAUUCAGAGGUUGUCAAGGUAUUGAAAAUACUAGAGAAGCCUUUCUCGGACGACCCGCUAGACCUGAAAGCCGCAGGUGCUGCUGUCUGUCCUGCUGUGUUUGACGAAGGAUUUUAUGAAGGCAGAUAUGCGUUGAGUGCACCACCUUUGAGGGUGUCUUGUUCCUCGUAGAGGAAUUUGUAGACAUUGUUACUGUGUGUAAGCAACAUGUAUUGUAAAGCAUUCUCCUUUGGAGAUUCUCUGUUAUUUUUUGUCCAGCACAUAGGUUAGUUGAAUUUGAGCCGCCAUGGGCGAGAUGAGAGUUUCAUUAUGACAUUUAACACUGAAUACAGGUCAACACAGGUGCACAAGUGUGUUGAACCGGCUGUCGAUAAAAAGCUGCAACCAUUCAAAUAAAAUAUGUUUUGUUUACUC
Messenger RNA from Ornithodoros turicata, 2383 nucleotides. Its product is annotated as protein adenylyltransferase SelO, mitochondrial-like. Bases 182 to 2140 code for a protein of 652 amino acids. The record is from RefSeq and is a predicted model, not a curated record. Lineage: Eukaryota; Metazoa; Arthropoda; Arachnida; Ixodida; Argasidae. The transcript has 12 exons.